CGCUGAGACGGCCUGGGAGGUCACUCUCAGAUAAGGGGCUCUUCCUACACUGGAGCCCUGGGGGAGGAAAUGGAUCCUCAGCGCCUGAGACAAUGGCCAGGGCCGGGACCAGCCAGCCGAGGAGGCUACGGCCAGAGGCCCAGGAUCAGGAACCCAGAGGAGUGGUUCCAUGAGUUAUCUCCCCGAACCUUCUCCUUCCACUUUCGCAACCUGCGCUUUGCCUCUGGGCGGAACCGCUCCUACAUCUGCUGCCAGGUGGAAGGAAAGAACUGUUUCUUCCAAGGCAUCUUUCAAAACCAGGUCCCUCCCGACCCGCCCUGCCACGCCGAGCUCUGCUUCCUCUCUUGGUUCCAGUCCUGGGGGCUGUCCCCGGACGAGCAUUACUACGUCACCUGGUUCAUCUCCUGGAGCCCCUGCUGUGAGUGUGCAGCGAAGGUGGCUCAGUUCCUGGAGGAGAACAGGAACGUGAGCCUGAGCCUCUCGGCCGCUCGCCUCUACUACUUCUGGAAGUCAGAGUCCCGGGAGGGGCUGCGCAGACUGAGUGACCUGGGGGCCCAGGUGGGCAUCAUGUCCUUCCAAGACUUCCAACACUGCUGGAACAACUUCGUGCACAACCUGGGGAUGCCCUUCCAGCCGUGGAAAAAACUGCAUAAAAAUUAUCAACGCUUGGUCACAGAGCUGAAGCAGAUUCUCAGAAACACAAUGAAUCUACUAAAAGAAAAUAUAUUCAAACAACAGUUUGGCAACCAGCCCCGGGUCUCGGCGCCCUACUAUCUGAGGAAGACCUACUUGUGCUACCAAGUGAAGGGGCCCGAUGACUCCAUUCUUGACAAAGGCUGCUUCCAAAACAAGAAAAAGCGACAUGCAGAAAUUCGUUUUAUUGACAAGAUCAAUUCCUUGAAUCUGGACCAGAACCAGUGCUACAGAAUCAUCUGCUAUGUCACCUGGAGCCCUUGUCACAACUGUGCCAAGGAGCUGGUUGAUUUCAUCAGCAAUCGGCACCACCUGAGCCUGCAGCUCUUUGCCUCCCGCCUGUACUUCCACUGGGUCAGGUGUUAUCAGAGGGGUCUGCAGCGUCUGCAGGCAAAUCGGGUUUCCGUGGCUGUCAUGAAAGGCCCAGAGUUCAAAGACUGCUGGGAAAAGUUUGUGGACCACCAGGGGGAGAGCUUCCCAUCCUGGGAGAAGCUGGAGCAAUACAGCGAGAGCAUAAGCCGACGGCUCUCAAGGAUCCUGCGUUUCGCGAAUCAGAAUAAUUUAGAGGAUUCCUUCAGAGAUUUGCGACUCGGUUCCCCAUCACCUUCAUCAUCAAGAAGUGACUCGAGAUGACAGACAGUUCCUGGGGUAUCUCAGCGCUGACUCGUAGGAACCAGGAACAAGCUCCACGGGCAGCCUUGACCCUUGCCCAAGUCGAGGGACCUUUCUUUCCUCUUCCAUUUUGCUCUUUUCUAAGUGGGUAAAUAUUUUUAUAAUUGAAAAAAAAUAACUUGAACGCCUGUAAAACUUCCAUUCUUGCAUUGCUUUCUGAAAGGGGAAUCAGGUCUUUCCAACAUUAAAAAAAAAAAAA
Molecule: messenger RNA, 1564 nt
Organism: Sus scrofa (pig)
Lineage: Eukaryota; Metazoa; Chordata; Mammalia; Artiodactyla; Suidae
Gene: APOBEC3B
Product: apolipoprotein B mRNA editing enzyme catalytic subunit 3B
Biological process (GO): negative regulation of single stranded viral RNA replication via double stranded DNA intermediate; cytidine to uridine editing; defense response to virus
Cellular component (GO): P-body; cytoplasm; nucleus
Molecular function (GO): zinc ion binding; RNA binding; cytidine deaminase activity
Source: RefSeq, marked provisional